Messenger RNA from Encephalitozoon romaleae SJ-2008, 669 nucleotides. RefSeq names its product mRNA capping enzyme subunit beta. The transcript has a single exon. Gene Ontology annotation, molecular function: polynucleotide 5'-phosphatase activity. The record is from RefSeq and is a predicted model, not a curated record. Lineage: Eukaryota; Fungi; Microsporidia; Unikaryonidae. The coding region runs from base 1 to 669 and encodes 222 amino acids.
AUGGAGGAGGACCUUACAAAGAUAUUAAAAGGACCUGUGAAGGAUCAUUCUGAGUAUUUGAGAAAGUUCAUUUUGGCUUUCAAGAAUGAGAGGAAGGAACUGGAGAUAAGGCUGGGGAAAAUAAUUAGCAAGGAGGAUGGAAGCAGAAUGAGAGUUGAUACAGUGGCACCUGUUGUGUUUAGAAGUAUUCCUAUGGACUAUAGGUUUGAAAGUGCAGUUGACCUUAGUGAUUUUAAUAUUCUUAAAAAGCAGUUUAGCACUCUCAAGAGUGAGGCUAAGAAUGACGUAGUUAUAAUCAAUGAGGAUGGGAGGGAAACAUAUGAGGAUGGAGUGCUAAAGAAGGUUGAAAAGAAAACAAGAUCUCAGAAACUUGACAUAUUCAUUCCUGGGAAGAAAUAUGAUGUGAGACUUGUUCUGAGCGAAGAGAAUGAAGGAUUCAAGCGUGCCAGUAAAAAGAAGCCCAUUGUGAAAAGAGUCAGAAGAAGGGAAACAUAUUUUAUAGAGCCUUAUGGAUUUGACUUUACAGAGGCUAUUCUUUCUGGAGAUAAGGAUGAGAAGGAGAAGAGAAAGUUUGAGAUUGAAGUAGAGGUAUUCAGCUCUGAGAAGUUGGUGUCAAAUGACUUUGUUUCUCUGAUAUACAACUUCAAUGUUGAUCUUUGUACGCAAUAA